AGAGAGCGGAGCACAACUCUGCACAGCCGCACUCAUCACCCUGCGUUGCUUUUUUGAGUUUAGGAAAGGUGUUUCUCGACUACAUAUUUCUAAGAGCUUCAUAAGACCUCGUUAACGUACCGUUUUUGUUUCUAGAAAGGGAAAAAGGGCACUGGAAGGCAGGCGCGGCAGCUUUUGUAAUGGUAGGUUUACGCGCCAGAUUUGUUUGCGCGUUCUCUUUAUAACUCUCCUGCUCGUACAUUUGGUCUGCUAGUUGUUACCUUUUUUGUUUUUUUUUUAACAGCAUAUUCAUUUAUAAACAGGGAAAAGACAAGUUAUCGUCACAGAAGAGGGAGAAAGAGAUCCGUGCAUUGUUCUCAAGAGAGCGCUUUUUGAAGGGGACUCAAUUCACCGCUGCACUCCCUUUUCUUUUUCGUUUUGAGUAGUGGAAGCGAAUUUCGGCGCUGCUGGCAACGGUGGACGCUCCUUCAACCUUACCCUUCAGGCUCAGCUCCUAUUUCCUAGUCGCCAGGUAGCACUACGGCUAUUUGGUGUGGUUGGCUGGUCUCCGUUUUUUUUUUCUAGGCUGUCUCCAUUGCAUUGGAUUCUUGCCACCGUUGUGACAUAUAUAUACAUAAUAGGACACAGCAAUCACAGAGGACGACGCCUAUCGCUAGAGUACCGUUGCAGUGACCUCUUUCUGACUGAAAGCUCCAUCUUAACUCCCGGUAUUUAAUUCACUUAUUAUUGUUAUUAUUCCUAUUACUGAGCGCUACGGCUUCCUUUCAUUUCUUUCCUUUCCUCCUUCCGUAUCAUGGGCAAUACGGGAAAUGCUGGUGAUGCCAAAAGGGAGGAAAUAGUAGGACUUAGCACCGGUUCAUCUCUUCCAAACACAAAUCUCCCUUUAGCAGAUGGUGGUGCGACGUCCCUGCUGACGCCAGCCUCUACCGCUUAUCCAACUUCGUCAUCUUCUUGCACAACAGCGGCAGCAGCGGCAGCAGUAGAGGAAGUUCCCAGAAUCUCGGACGGUGACGAGGAUGAGCUGACGGUGACCAAGUCGCUGCACGUGCGACGCGACUGGUACAGCACCCUUGCCACCUUUGUUGCCGGUGGCGUGGCGGGGGCGGCGAGUCGCACGCUGACCGCCCCGCUGGACCGCAUUAAACUUAUAGCGCAGGAGGGGCACCUCGUCCAGCCCCCCUCCGACUUAAAAACCUCUGCCGGUGGCGCUGUGGGCAACGCAAGAGCAGCGGCGUCGCUUCACCGCACUCACCCGAGCCUUCUCCAGGUGGCGCGUCUCAUCAAAGCCGACGGCGGUUGGCAAGCAUUCUGGAGAGGAAACGUCAUUAACUGCUUCAAGGCAGGUCCGGAGUUUGCCAUCGUCUUCUCGAUCCGACGGUACUUGUCGUCCUUGUACGAGGACUGCGCUGAGCGGGAGAAGCGACGUCGCAAGCGGUCCAUUGCACAAUGGAAAGGACACGACGAACGCAGCUUUGCCAUUAGCCUGCGCGAGGAGGAGGAGCGGGCGUCCAUGAUGGGAUCUUCGGCAUCAAGCACGUCGAAGGCACUUGCCGACGCAUCUCGUGCCAGCAGAUCCACCAGUCAUCAUCCCGGCAGCGAUGCAACGCCGACACGCUCGCCGCAUUCACUGUCCCCCGCCUCUUCGUCCUCUGCGCAUUCCUCUUCCACCCCAGAUUGGCAUUACUUGACGCCGCAGGAGCUGCACGAGCGGGAGCGCGUUAUAUCCGCGGAGGCGUCCAUCUUCACGCCACCUUUUAACCGGAUCGGCUGCCUAUCCUCUAUCCCGCAGCUACUCAUAAACUGUGUCGUCGGCGCCAUCGCCGGCCUCGGCGCGCAGGGCCUGUUGUACCCGUUAGAGGUGGUGAAGACGCGCGCGGUGGUGUCGCGCUCGAACGAGUACCGCGGCGGCUUCCGUGAAAUUGUGCGGUCGGGCUACCGAGAAGGCGGCAUCAAGGAGUUCUACAAAGGCUUCACCCCCAAUAUGGUCGGCAUUGUGGUGUACCGUGGCCUUGAAAUGGGUCUCUACUCUAGCGCCCAGCAGUCCAUCAUGCUCUAUCGCAUGCAGGUGCUGAAGAUGAACCGGCACGAGGCCAGCUUGAACUCAGCCGAGGUCGGCCUGGUUGGCAUGUUCGCCUCAACCGUCGCUCAGACCGUCUCCUACCCACUCAAUGUCAUUCGAACUCGCCUGCAAACGCAGGGGACCAACGGACGGGCGAAGAAGUACAAUGGAAUGCUGGACUGCUGUGUGAAGAUGAUCCGCAACAAGGGUGUCACCUCUCUGUUCAGUGGACUGACGGCGAACUAUUUGAAGGCGGUACCGGCGAGCGCGUGCACCUUCGUUGUGUUUGAGUGGACUCAGCGGCAGCUGGUGGAUGACGAUUCAUGA
Leptomonas pyrrhocoris is the source of this 2386-nucleotide messenger RNA. Its product is annotated as putative mitochondrial Mitochondrial carrier protein-like protein. Bases 794 to 2386 code for a protein of 530 amino acids. The record is from RefSeq and is a predicted model, not a curated record. Gene Ontology annotation, biological process: transmembrane transport. The transcript has a single exon. Gene Ontology annotation, molecular function: ATP transmembrane transporter activity. NCBI's taxonomy places the organism in Eukaryota, Euglenozoa, Kinetoplastea, Trypanosomatida, Trypanosomatidae.